AUGGCGACCACUCAGGGUGUUCGCACUCGGCGACGGGCCCCAAGGAAAGACGAAUGGGAGCGAAUUGAACCAUAUCUGAAGGAUCUUUACAUUAAUCAGAGACUUCCACUAAAAAAGGUCAUGGAUAUCCUGGCGACAGGCCACAAUUUUCACGCAACAAUGCCUAUGUAUAAGCUCCGCAUGAAGAACUGGGAUUUGAGAAAGAAUUUCAAACUCGAAGAGCUAGAAGCUGUGGCAAAGACGACCGAGGCGUUUGUCCAGGCUGGCUUGAAGCCUCCAAAAGCCAGUGUCAACGACAGAGAUGUCCCGGAGACUCGGGUUAAGCGCCACUUUGGAGCUGCGUUUCAGCAGAAUGGCCCUCAAAAAUUGAAUAGAUCAACCGCUCCAACGAAAAGAGCCACGAGGUUGGAUCGUUACCCAAGGAAGAAAAUUGCCCGUCGACAAGGUCUUCCCAAAUUACCAAUGGUUCUCCUUCACCCGUCGGAGGAGAUGCAGGGUCUUUAUUCAACAAUGAUUCAAAUCAACAACUACUACCAAUGGCGCAUUACCGUGGGAUACGAUUACUUUUAUCAAAAGCAACGAAAGGAUCACGGACACAAUCAAACACAUUAUGUCUAUGAUAUAGAUGUUGUCCUUGACGCAAUGUCAGAUGGCCUGAAUGCGUUUGAUGCCGGAGCCUGGGAAUUAGCUCAGGCAUCAAUUAGUCAUGUCUGCGCAAAGAUACCAGACUUGUUCAGCCAACAACAUCCUGAUCUCAUUGUGACCCUAUUGCGACGAUGCCGGCACUGUUUUUCUGGUCGCACGUCUCUGUUACAAACCAGCCUCCUGUCCUAUCUGGCUGCUUUAGCCAGAAAGCUCCUGGGGGAGAUACACCCCGUUCCGAAGAUCCUGGAUCUGGCGAGGCGGCCUGGAGGCUUGGCCGAGUCUUCGCAUCGAAUAUUGGAACUUAUGCGCAAAAUCGCAAUCAAACAAGAGUACACAUGCUCAGACCGAGUGCUCCUUCUGGAAAGGCGGAUGGCGAGGACCUUGAUUGAGGAUGGCCAAUACCAUGCCGCCAAUGCAUUCUGUCAAGCUCUCCUACCACGCUACCGGAGUAUACUCGGUGAACAUCACAAACAAUACAGGGACUUCCUGCUUUGCUCCGCAAAAGUCCAUGCGCAUCAAGGUGAUUUGGAUGAAGCGGAGAGGGACCUUCUCUACUUGGUGAGCUUAGAUGAAUCUUUUGACGAGGAGUUGAGUUGGGUCACGGUCAAGGCCAUGGAGCUUCUGGCGAGUGUCUAUGAGUGGAAGUCGGAUCAUCAAGAUGCUGUAUGGUGGUAUCAAGAAGUCUACCGUGGUUAUGCCAUGCUUGACGGACCCGAACACUCCUCCAGUCAAUUGACAUUACAUUUUUUGAAGAUGGCGCAGGCAAAUUUACGUCGACAGACUGGAAAGUUUGAAACUUAUUCGGAAAGCUCAUCCAACGACGAAGAUUCAGAUGGAGAUGCUUCAGAGAUUAUUGCGGGUCUUCAGCAGAAGAUAAUGCUGCUGGAUUUGGAAGGAGCUAGAGGAGAGACGGUACGACCUGCGCCAUGGGAAGUGAAUAAUGCAAUAUCUGACGCCGUCGAUGGGAAAAUCGGCGUCCGAGAGCAUGAGAGGCGCAUUGACACACCGACCGACACAGACGAACCUGAAGACUUUCUUCAAGCCGAAAUUGGGUCCUCGAGUUGCGCUUCAUCUGCGCAUAUGGGAAGCAACGGGAUUAAUGAAAUGCUCGAAACGAAGAACGAGCCCACCAUACUUGACACUUCAGUUCCUAUGGAAGGUCUUUCCACAUAUCUUGGUUUCGACGACUUUGGCCGCGCAGGGAUGUAUGGGGAUAACCUCUCAAAUACUGGUAUGGGCAUCGACUAUGUUGGAGAAAUUCAAGACUCGAAACCCGUGGAAGAACCCUCCGUAGAUAUACCGGCUGAGGCUUUCGCAGCAGCCGAGAAAUAUAUCAGCUCUCUUCCGGUUCUGGAUGCCGAUAUUGACUUUGGCCAUUUCGAGGACAUCGGAGACAUGAACGGGGACCUUGACAUCGUACCUAUGACUCUCGACACAGAAAGCGGUGUCAAUAAUCUUGAUCUGGGCGCCUCUGGUUGCGACGAAAUGAAGGAUUGGUGGCCAUUACAGGGAGAGGAUAUCACAAUGCACUACGAGCAAUCGUUUUGGUAUUGA
This is a messenger RNA of Rhinocladiella mackenziei CBS 650.93, 2199 nucleotides long. RefSeq lists its product as uncharacterized. Bases 1 to 2199 code for a protein of 732 amino acids. Gene Ontology annotation, molecular function: protein binding. The transcript has 2 exons. The record is from RefSeq and is a predicted model, not a curated record. Lineage: Eukaryota; Fungi; Ascomycota; Eurotiomycetes; Chaetothyriales; Herpotrichiellaceae.